GUCUACUCCUUCUGCACGUUGACAUCGGGUCGAAAUUUACGAGGCGUGCAGAAUUUAGGUGCGAUUCUCACGUUUGUUGACCUGAAUCAAGGACUCAUGUUGGACGCAUCAGCGGUCUGAGGUCCGACAGCAGGCCGUGCUUAAUAGGCAAUGCAGUCUGUCCUCAGACUGGCAGCAGUAGCGGUCCCUAUGGGUUUGCUGCUCUCCAGAACCAUGGCAUGGAUGUCUAGUGGCAAAACACAUGUAGAGCUCAUCACUCGCUUGAGAGAUCAUGGAGUCAUUCGCAACGACAGAGUGUUUAAUGCCAUGCUUGCCACUGAUCGAGGGAUUUAUUCCAGAGACCACCCGUACGCUGACUCUCCCCAGUCCAUAGGAUACAAGGCUACAAUCAGUGCCCCUCAUAUGCAUGCACACGCUCUUGAGGUUCUCAGUGAUAAGUUAACAGAAGGAGCCUCAGCACUGGAUGUGGGUUCUGGAAGUGGAUAUCUCACUGCCUGCUUUGCCAGAAUGGUUGGGCCCUCUGGAAAUGUAGUGGGAAUAGACCACAUAGAUCAACUGGUGCAAUCCUCUGUGAAAAAUGUCCAGGCAGACGACCCAGAAUUACUUGCCUCUGGACGAAUUAAAUUAGUGGUGGGUGAUGGACGGUUUGGUUUCCCUGAUGAAGCCCCAUAUGAUGCCAUUCAUGUUGGAGCAGCUGCUCCUACACUCCCGAAAGCUCUCCUGGAACAGCUGAAGCCAGGUGGGAGACUUGUUUUGCCUGUGGGCCCGGAGGGUGGAAGCCAAGUUCUGGAGCAGUACGACCGACAAAGCGAUGGCACGUUCCUCAGAAAACCUCUGAUGGGGGUGGUUUAUGUCCCACUGACAGACAAGCAACACCAGUGGCCGGGCGAUGAGCUCUGAUUGCAGUAUGGUUACCCCUGCAGGAGAUGGCGCUGGUGCUGUGGUUCAGAAAGCCCGUAGUGCUGAAGAAAAGCCUCUCAUCCCAUCUCACCUGCUGCCUAGAAACACAAUCGGCUGGAUCCUACCGAUUCUCGACUUAAAACUGAAGUUCAGAUGCAGAGAUUGCUAGAAGACUGAAACAAGCUCAGUAGGUGGUGUGUCUCUUCACAUAUGUUAACCCUGAGUGAGCAAGAACUUCCAUAUCUAAGGCUUGUGAUCUCAGUAUGCUUCAUAAGUGGCCCUGUGCUCUGCUUAUUCAGCAUAUUAUACAGCAAGAAGCAAUGGAAUAGUGUACUGCUGUCAUGGUACCUUUUAACGUCUCACUACUAAGUUAAAUGCCAAGGCUUAAAUAAAUUGCAAACAAUACUUUUAGGUAUUGGAAUUUAGUAUUAGUUAAAAAUAUAUAGGUUUUUUUUCCAUUCUUAUGCGCAUGAGUCAGAUUUUGCUGUUGUCUAAUCAGCUGUGUAAUUUAAUUUAACGUUUUUAAUUAAGGUAGAUUUUUUUGUAUUAAUCUACAUGGUAAAUGUAGACUGUUAAAUGUACACAGAAUAA
This is a messenger RNA of Danio aesculapii, 1491 nucleotides long. RefSeq names its product l-isoaspartyl protein carboxyl methyltransferase, like (gene pcmtl). Lineage: Eukaryota; Metazoa; Chordata; Actinopteri; Cypriniformes; Danionidae. The coding region runs from base 151 to 900 and encodes 249 amino acids. The record is from RefSeq and is a predicted model, not a curated record. Gene Ontology annotation, cellular component: cytoplasm. Gene Ontology annotation, molecular function: protein-L-isoaspartate (D-aspartate) O-methyltransferase activity. Gene Ontology annotation, biological process: protein modification process. The transcript is spliced from 10 exons.